GAGAGGACGUGCGGUGCAGCGAAAGGCAGCGGCGGAGGCACCGCUGGACUUGGAGGGCCGGCGGGCGCCGGGAAUCAAGACGCAGGCGCCGGCGGGGAAGCGGAGCUGCGGGCAGAGGCUCCAUGUUGGGAAGCGGCGCGGCUCGUCCUCGUUAGCGGGAAUCGGGGCGCCGCGGGCACAGCCAGCGGGGGCCGGGCCCUGAACGAAGAUGGAGGCCCCUCUGCGGCCUGCCGCGGACAUCCUGAGGCGGAACCCGCAGCAAGACUACGAGCUCGUUCAGAGGGUCGGCAGCGGCACCUACGGGGACGUCUAUAAGGCCAGAAAUAUACAUACGGGAGAGUUGGCUGCAGUAAAAAUUAUCAAAUUGGAGCCUGGAGAUGAUUUUUCUUUGAUUCAACAAGAGAUAUUUAUGGUUAAAGAAUGUAAGCAUUGCAACAUCGUUGCCUACUUUGGAAGCUAUCUCAGUCGGGAAAAGCUGUGGAUUUGUAUGGAAUACUGUGGUGGCGGAUCACUUCAAGAUAUUUACCAUGUUACUGGACCAUUAUCAGAGUUGCAAAUAGCCUAUGUAUGCAGAGAAACUUUACAGGGUCUUGCCUAUUUGCAUACCAAAGGCAAAAUGCAUAGAGAUAUCAAAGGUGCAAAUAUUUUAUUGACAGAUCAUGGUGAUGUAAAAUUAGCUGACUUUGGCGUGGCUGCAAAAAUAACAGCUACCAUUGCAAAAAGAAAAUCUUUCAUUGGCACUCCUUACUGGAUGGCCCCAGAAGUUGCAGCAGUAGAAAAGAAUGGUGGCUACAACCAACUCUGUGAUAUCUGGGCAGUAGGAAUAACAGCAAUUGAACUUGGAGAACUUCAACCACCUAUGUUUGAUCUUCAUCCAAUGAGGGCCCUCUUCUUAAUGUCAAAAAGUAAUUUUCAGCCUCCGAAACUAAAGGACAAAACAAAAUGGUCAUCAACAUUCCAUAAUUUUGUCAAAAUAGCACUAACCAAAAACCCAAAAAAAAGACCAACUGCUGAAAGACUUCUGACUCAUACGUUUGUAGGGCAGCCAGGUCUCUCUAGGGCCCUAGCAGUUGAACUGUUGGACAAAGUGAACAAUCCAGACAACCACACACAUUACACUGAAGGAGAUGAUGAUGACUUUGAGCCUCAUGCAAUCAUUCGUCAUACCAUUAGAUCUACAAACAGGAAUGCCAGAGCUGAACGGACAGCUUCAGAAAUAAAUUUUGACAAAUUACAAUUUGAACCCCCUCUGAGAAAAGAAACAGAAGCACGGGAUGAAAUGGGAUUGUCAUCAGACCCAAACUUUUUGUUACGCUGGAAUCCUUUUGUUGAUGGUGCAAAUACUGGCAAAUCAACCUCAAAACGUGCAGUACCACCUCCCCUACCUCCUAAGCCAAGGAUAAACAGUUAUCCAGAAGACAACCUCCCAGAGGAAGAAAAAUCAUCAACUGUAAAACGUUGUCCUGAUUCAGAGAACAGAGCUCCCCAGGUUCUCAGAAGACAGAGUAGUCCGAGUUGUGGCCCAGUAGCCGAGACUUCAGCUAUUGGAAAUGGUGAUGGUAUUUCAAAACUGAUUAGUGAAAAUACAGAAGGAUCAGCACAGGCACCACAGUUACCACGGAAAAAGGACAAGAGAGAUUUCCCUAAACCAGUCAUCAAUGGCCUUCCACCCACCCCAAAAGUGCUGAUGGGAGCAUGUUUUUCCAAAGUUUUUGAUGGCUGCCCUUUGAAAAUUAAUUGUGCAACAUCCUGGAUACAUCCUGAUACAAAAGAUCAGUACAUUAUUUUUGGGACUGAAGAUGGUAUUUACACAUUGAAUCUCAAUGAGCUACAUGAGGCAACAAUGGAACAGUUAUUUCCACGGAAAUGUACUUGGCUCUAUGUCAUCAAUAAUACUUUAAUGUCAUUGUCAGAAGGAAAAACCUUUCAACUCUACUCUCAUAAUCUUAUAGCUUUGUUUGAACAAGCCAAAAAACCGGGAUUAGCUGCCCAUAUUCAAACUCAUAGGUUUCCAGACCGCAUACUACCAAGAAAGUUUGCUUUAACAACAAAGAUUCCUGAUACAAAAGGCUGCCACAAAUGUUGCAUAGUCAGAAACCCUUACACGGGACAUAAAUACCUCUGUGGAGCUUUACAGUCUGGAAUUGUUUUACUUCAGUGGUAUGAGCCAAUGCAGAAAUUCAUGUUGAUAAAGCACUUUGAUUUUCCUUUACCAAGUCCUUUGAAUGUUUUUGAAAUGCUGGUAAUACCAGAACAGGAAUACCCUAUGGUCUGUGUAGCUAUUAGCAAGGGCACUGAACCAAAUCAGGUAGUUCAGUUUGAGACAAUCAAUUUGAACUCUGCGUCUUCAUGGUUUACAGAAAUUGGUGCAGGCAGCCAACAGCUGGAUUCCAUUCAUGUAACACAAUUGGAGAGAGAUACUGUUUUAGUAUGUUUAGAUAAAUUUGUAAAAAUUGUAAAUCUACAAGGAAAACUAAAGUCAAGCAAGAAACUGGCCUCUGAGCUAAGUUUUGAUUUUCGCAUUGAAUCUGUAGUAUGCCUUCAAGACAGUGUGUUGGCUUUCUGGAAACAUGGAAUGCAGGGUAAAAGCUUCAAAUCGGAUGAGGUUACCCAAGAGAUUUCAGAUGAAACAAGAGUUUUCCGCUUAUUAGGAUCAGACAGGGUUGUCGUUUUGGAAAGCAGGCCAACAGAAAAUCCUACUGCACACAGCAAUCUUUACAUCUUGGCUGGACAUGAAAAUAGUUACUAAGCAACAGAAACUGGUCUCAAAUGACAGGAAAAUCAAUACACACCCCAUUGAAAGCAAAGAUGUCUUAAGGAAAUUCAGUACAAACUACAGUAUCAUUUGCUUUAAUUUGUUAUGGGUUAUAUCUCAAAUGAUCUGUACUUUACAAUAUUUUCUGUAGCUGGAAACAGCUAGUCUAUCUCUUGCCACUGUGUGGUGGUUAUAUCAAGUUUGCUUAAUAAAAGCUAUGAGACAAAUAGUCCUCUAGUUCUAGGAAACACAGUCUUUUUUUAAAAAAAAAAAUAAUGUUUGUAACAAGGGUGCCAUGAUAUUUUUAGGUAGCAACUCGUGAUUAUCUUCAGAGAGAGGAAUUUAGUGACAGUUUUCUCAUUUUAUACCAUGUUUUAUUCCUUCUUAAUGAACAUAAUUUGAUAAAGAAAUUAUCAGAUAAGCCUUUCACUUUUACAUUGGCCAUUCUGUAUGUUUUUGUAAAAUAGAAUAUUUAAUCCUUAUUUAUUAAUCUCUUGCUGGAGUGGUGUAAUGUAUCUAACUUUUAGUAAAGGAGGGUUGCAGAGCAGCUUAAAUUUUUUUAUAAUGUAUAAAAACUUUGUUUACCUUUUAAGACUAGUACUUUGAAGCGUUAAAGGCUGUGUUUGGAGGUUCAAUACAUACAUGCAGUUUUAUUUAACACAAGUAUUUUGUAAUAUAAUAUCAUCCAGAAUUGCCUUAAAAGGGAGUUACAUGUUUUCAACUACACAUAGUUGUUAGGGGGGUCAUGUAGAAAAUAUUGAUGAUGGUUGAAAUUGUUAGAAGAAGUAUGUAUGUCUAGAUGUUACUAUCGUGUGUAUGUAUUCUCGACAAGCAGUAUAAUACACCUGUGAUUUUUUUUUUCUUUACAUUAGGGAUAAUGCUUAAGAAAUUAAUCUUCAUAUAUAUUAUCAUCCCUAAUGUAGGAGGGAAAAGUACUUAACUGCCCAUGAUAUGUAUUUUACUUAUACUAUACCAGAGGGGGAACUGUAAAGUAACUACACAUGUAUUCUUGGGUUUUUCACAUAUAUAAGUAUUCAUUUUGAGUAGUUGUAAGAAAAAAAAUCCUUAAAUGAAAUUUAAUUCCUGAUGGGAUAGUAUUAUAAAAGCCAGUAUUUUAAAAAUAAGAAAGGAUAGGGCCAUUGUUGAGUUUUCUUCCUUUCUGCUAUUGUUAGCAUUCAAAAUUAAAGUGUCACUUUGGUACCUCUUGUCUUAACACAUUUAUUGAGACCAGUUACUAUUGAGAUGAUUAACACAGGUUGGCAGUAGCAAACUGUAGAGGCAUUUUGAGCAAUUCCUUGAGAGGAAGACAGUAUAACUAUCUCAUUCAAUCUUUGGCGAUCCUGUAUAGUAGGUAUUAUCAUCAUCUCCAUUUUUCAGAUAAGGAGAGAGGGGGGUUAGCAAGGUUAAGAGAGUUACCCAAUUCACACAGCAAGUUAAUGGUUGAGCCAGACCAUGAGUCUUGUGACUCUGUUCUUUUCACUAUGCAAUAUGCAAACAAUAAAAUGUUAUACAAAUGAAAUAUAAA
Messenger RNA from Phacochoerus africanus (Common warthog), 4280 nucleotides. It is a transcript of the gene MAP4K5, whose product is annotated as mitogen-activated protein kinase kinase kinase kinase 5. Gene Ontology annotation, molecular function: MAP kinase kinase kinase kinase activity; ATP binding. The transcript has 33 exons. The coding region runs from base 209 to 2749 and encodes 846 amino acids. The record is from RefSeq and is a predicted model, not a curated record. NCBI's taxonomy places the organism in Eukaryota, Metazoa, Chordata, Mammalia, Artiodactyla, Suidae. Gene Ontology annotation, biological process: protein phosphorylation.